This is a messenger RNA of Cucurbitaria berberidis CBS 394.84, 990 nucleotides long. RefSeq lists its product as uncharacterized. The record is from RefSeq and is a predicted model, not a curated record. The transcript is spliced from 2 exons. The coding region runs from base 1 to 795 and encodes 264 amino acids. Lineage: Eukaryota; Fungi; Ascomycota; Dothideomycetes; Pleosporales; Cucurbitariaceae. Gene Ontology annotation, molecular function: nucleic acid binding.
AUGGACAACAGCCCGCACCAUCUCUUUACCAAAGCUGUUCGUUCUUUGCAUACACGCCGCAAUGCGCCACCGCCAAUCCCCAUCCCCAUAAAUCCCACGUCUUCUACUAUUCAGAUCUCGAACGCCGCUCGACCGUCGCAGAACCUGACCUGGACCGCCGUUGAGAUGUCCAACUACCCACCCCAACUGACGCGUCGCGACGUACACCACCUCUUCAAGGCCUUUAAUAUCUCACCUGACUUUACGUUACCCAAUACGGCGCGCUUGUCGUACCCAUUGCGGACGUCAAUCUUGGUUGCUGGGAAGCAGGAAGCAGAGCGCGCGGCGAGGGAAGUGAGUGGGCGAGUUUUUGGUGGACGGCAGAUUUACGUGAAGGUCACUGAGAUAGUGGAGUGGGAACAGCGCGAGGUUUUUGUUGCGAAGUUGGCAGACGAGCUGAAAACUGGGAUCAUCAAUACUGCGCACGUUUACUACCCACUCCUUGCGUCGAAGAUCCUCGAAGUCCGCGAACUAGUUCAAGGGGCAUCAUACUCCGCCUUCCUGCAAGCCCGCGAUCCAGUCACUGCGCAUAGUAGUCCCGAAGAACAUAUGGAACCGAUGGAAAACACGGCGAAAUGGGAGUUUGUUGCCGCUGGUCGUUCGGAUGACCGUGCUUCGACGAUGAGUGACAAAGAUGGGCGCUUGUCGGCAUUGAAAAAUCUACAACAGACUGUGGAGAGUCAAGCCGCGCUGGAGAAGAUAUGGUCUGAAUGGCGUGGAAGCUACGUCUUGAACCUUGGUAGUGACCAGGCUUAGUGAGGACGACUGUUGACAGAUCACACAAGGUCGAUUCAAAAUCACUCCAGUCUCACCGGCAUGGAAUAUAUGUGUCUGGAAAGGAACGAGCUAAAAAUCUGUACUAGGUGAGCCUGGAUUUUGUGGAACGAUACCACACAGCCUUGGUCAGUCCGUAGCUCUUCGAAAUAAAAGGAUCGGAUCCACAUUUGUACC